CUGGCGAGACCCAGCAGCCGGGAGCAAAGCGCAUAGCCGGGUGGGCUGAGGGGCGACGGCGGCCUGGGAGCCGGGGAAGUUUGGGCCACCGCUGGCAGUGCUGCGAAACGGAGGCAGGCUCAAGCCCGUGGACCAGGGGGCAGGAGGACCGGCUUACGGACGCCCUCGGGACCGCUGCCACCAUCUCGCGUCCUCUUGCCUGGAAUAGUGUUUACGCUUUUAAAAUGUCAUCCAUCAAGCACCUGGUUUAUGCAGUUAUUCGUUUCUUACGGGAACAAAGUCAGAUGGAUGCUUAUACUUCAGAUGAACAAGAAAGUUUGGAAGUUGCAAUCCAGUGCUUGGAGACAGUUUUUAAAAUCAGCUCAGAAGAUACACAUCUAGCAGUUUCACAGCCUUUGACAGAAAUGUUCACAAAUUCCUUCUGUAAGAAUGACAUUCUGCCCCUUUCAAACUCGGUGCCUGAAGAUGUGGGAAAAGCUGACCAAUUAAAAGAUGAAGGCAAUAACCACAUGAAAGAAGAAAAUUAUGCUGCUGCAGUGGAUUGUUACACACAGGCAAUAGAACUGGAUCCAAAUAAUGCAGUUUAUUAUUGUAACAGGGCUGCUGCUCAGAGUAAAUUAGGUCACUACACAGAUGCAAUAAAGGAUUGUGAAAAAGCAAUAGCAAUUGAUUCCAAGUACAGCAAGGCCUAUGGGAGAAUGGGGCUGGCCCUCACUGCCAUGAAUAAGUUUGAGGAAGCAGUUACAAGUUAUCAGAAGGCGUUAGAUCUUGAUCCUGAAAAUGACUCCUAUAAGUCAAAUCUGAAAAUAGCAGAACAGAAGUUAAGAGAGGUAUCCAGUCCAACAGGAACUGGACUGAGCUUUGACAUGGCUAGUUUAAUAAAUAAUCCAGCCUUCAUUAGUAUGGCAGCAAGUUUAAUGCAGAAUCCUCAAGUUCAACAGCUAAUGUCAGGAAUGAUGACAAACGCUAUUGGGGGACCUGCUGCUGGAGUUGGGGGCCUAACUGACCUGUCUAGCCUCAUCCAAGCGGGACAGCAGUUUGCUCAGCAGAUACAGCAACAGAAUCCUGAACUUAUAGAGCAACUUAGAAAUCACAUCCGGAGCAGGUCAUUCAGCAGCAGUGCUGAAGAACAUUCCUGACUUAACCAGAAUGCAGACAGUUAUGGCUCUGAAGUGUUUGCUAUAGAUAGUGGCCAAAACAAAAACAAAAACAAUCUAAAGAAUAUAUGUCUAAACAAUAGGUUUAUCACAAACAGACCUGCACAUAACAUGAUUCCUUUGUAAAUGAAUGAUCAGUAGCCUUGUUAAGUGCUAGUAUAGCACUUAACUGGACAGGGUUCCAUUUUCAAAUCUUCAUCAUGUUUGUAUAUUAGACUUAAUAGCAGAGUAUAUUUAUUGAACCAUAGGGCUGUUUAUUGGUGAGUUGAGUUCUCUAGCUUCAAAUUCCCCUAAGCAAACUUUUUGAAAGGGGACCAAAGAGGAAGGUUUCUCAUUCUGAUUUAGGAGAAAUAUACUUACCACUGAGCAGCAUAUCUGGAGAGAAGGUUGUUACCUGGGUUUAGCUUUGAUAGCUAUUGGUAAUGAAUAUAUGUCAUGGGGGCAGGUGCUAUCUUUAAUGCUGCUUAUUCUGAUGGGUGAUGAAAUCUUAAGAGCUGGUGGAAAGCAGCAUUUGGUGCAAGGGCUGUUAUUUUGAAAAGAAAUAGAUGCUGUGAAUGUAUAGAAAGUGGAGGUAGGAUGCUCAGGUUUUAGUUCUUAACUAACCUUGCCUGCAGUUUGGUAUUGAUAACAUUAGCAUGGCCAAUUAUGCUAAGUACAUAAUAAAGUACAUUUAGAAAUCCUUAAUGAUUCUGGUUAGGUCAGUUGUAUAACUGUUCGGUUUAACUAUCACAAUUUCCCCAGUGGUGACUUUACUGUGGAAACCCUCCAAUACAUCAAUAUUUAAAUAAGCCGAUGGCUUGGCCCUUAAGUUAAGGAUUUUCUAAGUGGCAUUUUAUUAUGUGCCUGUAAACACUGAUUUUUUUUUUUAACUCAGUACUUAUUUGAUGGGUUACAAAAAGCAUCUAUCGCUAACAUUGCUUGUUCAUGUAAUCCUCUGCUAUAAUUUGGCUUGGCAUGUUGCUUUUAUCCUUAACCUUAAUUUGAUACCACUUAAACGUAACAGGGGACUUGAAAUAUUUUAUUGGAAUUAGGAUACAUACUAGUGGAGAGAGAUGUUAAAGUACCAUGGGAGUGGCUUUAACUACAGUGAUAGAUGAGGCCAUUCUAAUCGCAACUGGAAUUUCUUUUGUUUAUUAUGAAAUUGGUAAAGUUGGCAGACACAUAAUGAUUUCACAAGUGUUGUGAGAGAAAACUGAAAUAGAAAGUAAUAUAAAAGUAAGUCAGUAAUACUGAUGAUGAUCAGAGCCUUACUAUAACUGUCCUCCUCAGAAGGCUAAUUACUUGGUAUCUUGAAGUUUAAAAACCAAUUUUCCCUUUGUGAGAUUACAACAGAGGUUCUAUAAUUUCAUUGUAAGAAUAACCUGGAAAUUCAUUAAAAAUGCAGAUUCAGGGGCACAGCUUCAAUUUUUAUUUAGUAGGUCCUUUAAUAAGGUCUGGGAAUCACCAUUUUAAAUAGCACCUAUACUUCUGGCCAGAGAGAGCAAGACUUAAACCUAAGCUAAGCCUUCUGAAUUAAAUAUGCUGUAUUGCAUCUAAACCAGCUUCAUUUUUCAUGAAGUUAAAUUCAUCUCCUAGAGUUCAGUGUUAUACAGAAUGAAGUGCUAACUAACCAAAGAAAAAUGAUGACUGCAAUGGAAAAAAAAAAAACCAACAAAAAACGCAAAGUUGAUCCUUAAUAAAAAAUUAGUCACUCCUACCCAGUGUUGAGUAAGAAAAAGUCCCCAGCAUAACUAUCUUGAGUUUAUUAACAAUGCUUUCAGAUCAAUAAAAUUGAUGAGCCUCUAGCUGACUGACUAGGAAAACAGAGAAAAUAGGUAGCAACAGUAUCAGAAGUGAAAGAGGAGAUACCAUUACAGACCCUGUCGACAUUAAAAGGAUAAUUAGAAAAUACUAUGACCAAUUCUGGGUCCAUAUAUUUAACAACUUAGAGGAAACAGACAAAUCCCUUGUAAGGUACAAACUACUAAAGCUCACGGAAGAAGAUACCUCCAGAAAAGACAGCUACAGGCCCCGGUGAUUUCAGUGGUGAAUUCUCCCAAACAUUUCAUAUCAAUUCUACACAAUUGCUCCCAGAAAAGAGAAGAGGAAACGCCUCCCAACUCUUUUUGUUUAGCCAUUACUCUUAUACCAAAAUCAAAGACAUUAUAAGAAAAAAACACUUUAAAACAAUACCUUGAUUUGCUAAUAUCUGUAGUUAAGGUAGGCAUUCUUUUUACAUGAAGUAAUGGGAAUUGGGGUAUUUCUUCCAUUUUACCUUCUGGUUUGUUUGUUUUCUAAUAUAUCACCCAUUAUAAAUUAAAUCUAGGUAUCUGUCCAUUUACCUGGAUUUCCAUUCUAUUCAAGCCGUUUUUCCUCUUUAAGUGCUUUCACCACUUUGGAAUCACUGCAUUCACUGCAUGCUAUUUCAAGAAGGUUUACUCUGAAAAUUAUAAGUAAUGCUGUAAAUGUUACUUUGCUUGUCUGAAACAAGAGGAUGUUAAAGUAAAUUUUUAUAUACAUUCUACCUGGGAAUGACUGACUUCUAUUAACCACAUUUCACUAUAGUAGCUGUAGCUGUUAUACUGCUGUGUAAAACUUAUAAUGUCCUUUUUAUGCAAAAGACAUUUUCAUUUAAUGUACCAAACUGUUCAUCUAGUUUUUAUAGUAUGGUUUAAACAGAUCCUUUCUAAGAUGACACUGUCUAACCUUAAAGAAUGAACAAUAUGUGUCUAGGUUAUUGCUUAUAAAAGGAUACUUUGUAAUUAAAUCAAAUUAUAUAGCAGAUUUUAAGUGAUUGUUACACUUUACUUUCAGAAUUUGAAACAGAAGGUUCAGUCAUGAGAAGAUGCUCGGAAAUCAAUAGAAGUAUCCAGUGCAGUGGCUAUAAAGUCUUAUUUCAUCAUUUACUCAAUUGUGCUCAUUUUGGAGGAAAGGCAGACUUCAGUUUUACUGCUUGCACUUUAUUUUCAUUAAUUACCUCUCCAAUUUAAGGGCAAAUCUCAUUCUGAAUAUAGCUUUCAUUUUGGACCAAUUUGUCAUGGCAAUAAAUAAUUAUGCAUUUAAGAAAAACCAA
Molecule: messenger RNA, 4209 nt
Organism: Camelus dromedarius (Arabian camel)
Lineage: Eukaryota; Metazoa; Chordata; Mammalia; Artiodactyla; Camelidae
Gene: SGTB
Product: small glutamine rich tetratricopeptide repeat co-chaperone beta
Exons: 11
Coding region: 225-1139 (304 amino acids)
Biological process (GO): post-translational protein targeting to endoplasmic reticulum membrane
Cellular component (GO): TRC complex; membrane
Molecular function (GO): molecular adaptor activity; protein binding
Source: RefSeq, a predicted model, not a curated record